Melampsora larici-populina 98AG31 is the source of this 585-nucleotide messenger RNA. RefSeq lists its product as uncharacterized. The record is from RefSeq and is a predicted model, not a curated record. Bases 1 to 585 code for a protein of 194 amino acids. The transcript is spliced from 5 exons. Lineage: Eukaryota; Fungi; Basidiomycota; Pucciniomycetes; Pucciniales; Melampsoraceae.
AUGCGUCCCCCUUCCCUCGAUCUCAAGAGUUGUAGAGUGAAGAAGGUGUUCACUAACAAUGUAAACAAUGACAAUUCAGGCGCCGCUUCCGGUAGCGAGCGAAGCCCCUUGGAAUUAGAAUUCGGUGGUCUCUCCCCAGCUAGACUAUCAAUCUUUAACCUUGAGGAACCUUUUCCGUCCCCAACUCUCGAACGCCCCCUUCGCAUCAGAAGAAGAUCCGCAACUUCAAGCGUUCUUUCCGGCGCAUCUGGUGACAAUUCUAUGACUUCCAACCCCUCUCACAUUGAACCAAGACCUCGGUUCAUCUACUCCGGACCACCUUUACUUAUGAACCCCGACGGUAGUGUCAGAUCACCUCAUCGAACACCUAACCGUAUCAUCAAAAGUACUAUCAAGAAAGUUUGCCCACGAAAAACAUCCAGGAAACCAUUGAGCGAAUUGUUAUCUGCGCAACGCUACAGAGUGCUCUACACCAUUGUGGAGGAGCCCGAGGAAGAAUGGAGGGAUGAAUCUAAAAGGCAAGAGGAGGUUUGGGCGCAAGUGCUCACUCUUCUGAAUAUGUCUCUUGAUGAAUCGUUUAUGUGA